Larimichthys crocea (large yellow croaker) is the source of this 4806-nucleotide messenger RNA. RefSeq names its product FYVE, RhoGEF and PH domain-containing protein 6. NCBI's taxonomy places the organism in Eukaryota, Metazoa, Chordata, Actinopteri, Sciaenidae. The coding region runs from base 398 to 4165 and encodes 1255 amino acids. The record is from RefSeq and is a predicted model, not a curated record. The transcript has 21 exons. Gene Ontology annotation, cellular component: cytoplasm. Gene Ontology annotation, molecular function: guanyl-nucleotide exchange factor activity; metal ion binding.
UCCUGCGUAAUGAUGAUCAAUCAGAAGGUUUCAGACUACAUAGUUUAUACAACAACAACCUGAGAUCAGAGUGUUCAGGAAUUUGUCUGGCACACUUAUGUACUUUGUGUUUUGAUAUACUUUUGUGGCUCCCGAGGACCCCUAGUGGACUUUUUAUAGAAACAAGAAGGAAGCUCAAUGGUUCAUACCAGAGGCAGCAGUGCGGCUCCACUGAGAAUAAACUGUGCGUCGCAGGAUCAAGCGUUUAAUCGGACACAGGAGUAAAAGAAAUGUCGUUUUUUUCACAGAUAACUUAUUUUGGAUCGACUUCUUGAAAUGUAUCCGACCACAGAAUAUGAUCAGUCUCCGCUGCAUUGAUUUAUAAGAAUUGACAAAGGAGAAACGAAGUGAAGCCACCAUGAGCUCAGGCAUGCACAAGCCACCUGUGGCCCCAAAACCAAAGCUGGCCCUGCCCCAGAGGCCAACUCUGUCUACCUCAACCCCGAGAAGAGAGGGCCCCUCGCUUCCUUCCCCUUGCACACCGAGGAGGGUUAAACCAGCACUGGCCCCCAAACCUUGCCUCUCCAAACUCAUCACUGCCGCAGAUUCUCAACGUGUCGCUUCAAAGAGUCUUCACCAAACAUCUGUAACAGAAACCCAGAAGACCGAAGGUCUUUUUAACACUCAAAAUGGAAUACAGCAAGAGAACAAAAAGCCAGACUGGGAUUAUAUUAUUCCUAUUUGUCUGUGUAGUAAUGAAAACUGCGUGUGCGUCAAGAACACAGACUUGAAAAUGCUGCACAAGGGUAAAACUGAAGAAAACACAAAGCUUCCCCCUACAUCUCAAGGUACUGUGGAUAACGGAGGAGAGAAAAUGAUCACUGCUCUCACUAAUACCCACCUCACAAACCAUACGCCUCUCCAAGAAACGUUACCUUUAGACAAACAUCUCAACGCAAACAUGAAUACGGUGACUGGUAGGCCGUCCCUUCCUCACCGAACAUGGAGUGAUGAGGCAAAUGGUAACGUAGUACCUCAGAGUGCACCUGGGCAAGAACAAAAGGAAGAUGCUCUUGGCUCCGAACAUGUGUCUUGUGUGCUCCAACGCAAACCAGUUCCAGGUAUCCCCAGGAAGCCCGUCCCUGUCCCUGUACCACGGAAACCCAGGAUGGCUGUGCUUGUCCGUCAGGAAAAGGUGGAGGAAGAUAGGGAAAAGAUUGUAAGCCAGGAUGGGAGGGAUAUGAACGUCAAAGAGGUGAAGGUGUCAUCGGAGGGGAAGGGCAGCUCAUCAUUGUCUGUUAGCGUACCUGUUGAAAAGCAAACAAUUUUUCUGUCUGCGAGAAAAGCCUGUCCUAUGCCAGCCCCUCCGCCCAGGAAAAAGCCUUUUCUAUCUGCACCUGAAAAAGCUCCGACCUCUGCUCCACAGACACUCCCAGAGGAUGUGGAGGAGGAAGACCUGGGUUUGGAUAGCAGCAUCCACGACAUGGAGGUAUCAGUUGAUAAAGAGGAUGAAGAGGUGGAGAAGGAGAAGGAAGGAAGACAUGAUCAGGAGGAAGUCUACACUGACUUCACACAUAGUACUCCAAGCUCACUCAAUCAGUCAGAGCUCAGCCAGCCUCCUGCCAUCAGUGCGGUAGCUGAGGAUGCGGUGGUCAAGGUAACUCCGAAAAAGCCCGAGAGACACAGCAGCCCGAUGGCUUGGAUGCAGAAGAGCGAAUCCUCUGAGGAGACAGAAGAAGGGGACAAAGAAAAAAGACAUACCUUUCCUCUAAAAGAUUGUGUUUUGAGGGAGCUUCCUUCGCCUCCAGCCGAAAAAACAAGCAGAAAAAUCUUUGGAGGCAUCAAGCCUUCACGGCCCAGUCUAGGCAAACAGAGAGCCAAGUCGUUCUCAGGUGCUGACCUCCUUCGCUCUGAAGGACAGAAGAGAAACUCUUUUCGGAAGCUGCUGGACUUGAAGCUCUCGGUGAAAAUACUUCCUAAGCUGAUAGUAAAAGGAAGCCAGAGCUCAGAGUGUGUUGCGAAUGAUAAUGAACAAAGUGUGGACAGGGACCAAGAUGGAUGUCAGGAGUAUUUCAAGCCUGAACGUAAAUUCUCCUGCCCGCUGAUUGGGGUGGAGCAAAGCGUGGACGGAGAUGAGUUUUCUUUUGGAGGAGAAGAUGAUAUUUACUAUGAGAACAUCCCUCAUUAUGAGGAGAUACCAGACUACAUAAAUGUGCAUGUGGGAGAGGCAGUGACACCCCCUCGGGCCUCUUUCACGGAGCCAUCAACCUGGCAGAGCACAAUGUAUAAUGAUGAGGGCAUUUACGAGGAGCAGGAGCCAUAUAUGUCCUUUGAGAGAAACACUGGACACGCACAGUGUCAGACACCAACAGACUGUGACAGGAGCUCUGUCGACGAGGAGGUGGCACCUCUGGAUGAUGGUGUCUCAGAUGAUGAUGUAUUGGCCAACACCUCAGAUGAGGAGAACGACAGCAGCUCCAUUUCAAGUAAAGGCGACCCUGAGCAGCCAGAGGAGAGUCAGACGAAGAGUGGACAAAAGAAGAGCAAGAUUCACCACAUCGCCACAGAGAUUAUGACCUCUGAGAGUGUGUUUGUAGAUGUCCUGAAGUUGCUUCAUGUUGACUUUCGUGAUGCAGUGUCCAAAGCGUCUGCUCAGAGUGGGAAGCCUGUGAUUGAGGAGCGAGUCCUAAACCAGAUCCUGUACUCCCUUCCACAACUCUAUGAACUCAAUGAAAACCUGCUCAAAGAGCUGAAGGAGAGAGUGGCCAAAUGGGAGGAGAAUGCCCAGGUAGCAGACAUUUUCCUGAAGAAGGGGCCCUAUCUAAAGAUGUACUCCACUUACAUCCGUGAGUUCGACAGGAAUGUGGCUCUACUGGAAGAGCAGACUAAGAGGAACCCGGCAUUUGGUGCAGUGGUACGGGAAUUUGAGGCCAGUCCACGCUGUGCCAACUUGGCUCUAAAACAUUACUUACUGAAGCCUGUUCAGAGGAUUCCUCAGUAUCAGCUGCUGCUCACAGACUAUCUUAAAAACCUUUCUGGAGACUCAGACGAUUACAAAGACACACAAGAUGCCCUUGUAAUAGUAAAAGAGGUGGCCAAUCAUGCCAACGACAUCAUGAAACAAGGGGAUAAUUUUCAGAAGCUGAUCCAGGUGCAGUGCAGUCUGAAUGGCCACCAUGAGAUAGUCCAACCUGGCCGGAUCUUCCUGAAAGAGGGUAUUUUAAAGAAGCUGUCUAGGAAGGUCAUGCAGCCCAGGAUGUUCUUCCUGUUUAACGACACAUUGCUGUACACCACCCCUGUUCAGUCAGGCCAGUACAAGUUAAACAACAUGCUGUCUCUGGCUGGGAUGAAGGUUAGCAAACCAAGCCAAGAGGCCUAUCAGAAUGAGCUGAACAUUGAGAGCGUGGAGCGCUCCUUCAUUCUCUCAGCGAGUUCAGCCACAGAGCGAGAUGAAUGGCUUGAGGCCAUAUCCAGCGCGAUCAGUGACUACACCAGAAAGAAGAUCAGUUUCAUACCUGGCAAAUCUCUCGAAGAGGCAGAGCAGGGUGAUUGUGGGGAUGGAGCUCCUUUGGGAUCCAAAGCCCCUAUAUGGAUUCCUGACCCACGGACCACCAUGUGUAUGAUCUGCACCUGUGAGUUCACCCUAACAUGGAGGCGACACCACUGUCGUGCAUGUGGAAAGGUGGUGUGCCAGUCUUGUUCCUCCAACAAACACUGCCUUGAAUACCUAAAGAACCAGUUAGCACGAGUGUGUGACCAGUGUUACCCUGUUCUUCAGCAACAGAAAAGUAAGCAAGCCCUAUCAGCAGGUGUAUCCCCUGGGAACAAAGCUACCUUUGCUUUCUCAAGGAAGCAUAAGAAGAUACCUGCAGCACUCAAAGAGGUGUCAGCGAACACAGACUCUUCAAUGAGCGGCUAUCUGCAGAGGUCAAAGGCCAAUAAGAAGCAGGGGAAGAGAUUGUGGUUUGUCAUCAAAGACAAGGUCCUGUACACGUACGCUGCAAGUGAGGAUGUCGCAGCCUUAGAGAGUCAACCCCUCUUAGGGUUCGUGUUGAAAGUUGAUCCAUUACAGAAGAUGCAGCUUAAGCUUUACCACAAAAACACACUUUACUACAUUUUUAAAGCUGAUGACGUCCAAACAGCACAGAGAUGGAUCGAGUCAUUCAAAGAAGCCACAGUACUUUAACGCUGACUAUCAACACUUUUUUUUUCUUUUUUACCUCAGUGCUCUCUGAAUUCUGCAUCUGGAGACACCUUGUUAGUUGCACUAAAACAAAAUCCAAAUAUAUUAUUUUACUGCUUUCAUCAGACAUACUGAUGUUACCUUUUACAUUGUUUUAAGAGCACUCCCCUUCUGGCAGAAUCAUGCCACAAUCAUCUGUAGCUUAUUUAGAUGGUUAUGCUUUAAUUUUUAUCACUUUUUAUUUUUUUCAGUAACCUGCUUGUAUCUCUGUAGUUUUACAAUGAAUACUAUCAUAAUAUUUUGAUCUACAUUUACCAGUUUACUUGCAGAGGUCAAAGCAAAUCAUAUUUCUAGUUGUUUGGGAAUAAUUACUUUAUGUCAAACUAGUGAAGUUGGCUGCAGAAGACACAAUGUGCACUCUUCAUGCUUGUGUAACACAUACCACGUUUUAAGCUUUUAUGUAAUUUUGGAGACUAACUUAGUUUAAUGGUGUAUUGGGGGAAUAUUCACUGUUUAACCAUAACUGUACCAUAAUGUGUAUUGCACUUAAGUAACUCAAAUAGUUGUACUGUACAUAUAUCAUAUCCAUAUACAAACAUCCUCUGUAAAUAUAGAUAAUUGUAAAUUAAAUGUACUCGAAUUUC